AUGAUCUCUGCGAAGGACAAGCCAAAGCCCCCCAAAGACAGCAUGACACUCCUUCCCUGCUUCUAUUUUGUUGAGCUGCCCAUCGUGGCUUCCUCCAUCGUGACACUCUAUUUCCUGGAGCUGACAGACCUCUUCAAGCCAGCCAAGGUGGGCUUCCAGUGUUACGACCGGGCGCUCUCCAUGCCCUACGUGGAGACCAACGAGGAGAUGAUCCCUCUGCUGAUGUUGCUCAGCCUGGCCUUUGCCGCCCCUGCAGCCUCUAUCAUGGUGGGCGAAGGCAUCGUGUAUUGCUUACAGUCUAAGGUGAAAGGCCGUGGCAGCACCGAAGGGAGCAUUAAUGCCGGCGGGUGCAACUUCAACUCCUUCCUCCGCAGGACGGUCAGGUUUGUGGGUGUCCACGUGUUUGGCCUCUGUGCCACGGCCCUCGUGACGGACGUGAUCCAGCUGGCCACAGGCUAUCAUGCCCCCUUCUUCUUGACGGUCUGUAAGCCCAACUACACUCUCCUGGGCAUCUCCUGUGACCUCAAUCCCUACAUCACCCAGGACAUCUGUUCAGGGCAAGAUCAACACGCCAUCCUUUCGGCCAGGAAAACGUUCCCGUCUCAGCAUGCCACCUUGUCUGCCUUUGCCGCUGUCUACGUCUCGAUGUACUUCAAUUCCAUCAUCUCUGACAGCACCAAACUGCUCAAGCCCAUAUUGGUCUUUGCUUUCGCCAUCGCAGCCGGCAUCUGUGGCUUGACGCAAAUCACCCAGUACCGCAGCCACCCCGUCGAUGUUUAUGUGGGCUUCCUGAUUGGCUCUGGCAUCGCAGCGUACUUGGCGUACCAUGCAGUGGGCAACUUCCGAGCGCCAACUGAGAAGACCCCCUCCAACCCUCCUGCCAAGGACGCCCUGAGAGCCCUCACCCAGCGGGGCCAUGACUCUGUGUACCACCAAAACAAGUCUGUCAGCACCGAUGAGCUCAACCCCCAGACCCGCCUGGAGGGAAUAAACCGACAGGUUCAGCGAGAGAAAAACUCGCUGGGCAGCUUAAAGCGAGCGAGUGUCGACGUGGACCUCUUGGCUCCUCGUAGCCCCAUGGGGAAGGAAAACAUGGUCACCUUCAGCAACACUUUGCCACGGGUCAACACCCCUUCCAUGGAUGACCCUGCCCGUCGCCACAUGACCAUCCACGUCCCUGUGGAUGCCUCCCGGUCUAAACAACUGAUCACCGAAUGGAAGCAAAAAUCGAUGGAAGGCCGAGGCAUGACCUUGGCAGAGGAGGUUGCCAGACGAGUUGGCUCAGAUUGCUUGGUUGGAGAAGAGGAGGACCACAUCCCACCGUCCUUGUACCCCACCGUGCAGGCCCGGACUGCUGAGCGCGCCUCGAUGGGUCCUCGAGUCCUCAUUCAGCCGAGACCGGGGGCCACUCAGCUAGUCCAUAUCCCAGAGGAAAGCCAAGCCAAUGCUGGCGCUAACAUGUCACCCAAAAGCAGCUCGGCGGUGAGGGCAAAAUGGAUGAUGAUGGCAGAGAAAGGGACAGCCCAACGGGUGGCCAACCCACCGCGCCUCAUGCAGGUCAUCGCAAUGUCGAAGCAACCGGGGAUGGUGUCAGUGACACCCAAGCACUCGGAGACCUCAUCCUCUUCCACCAGCUCCGAUUCCUCCCAGUACCGCUCUCCGUCGGAAAGAGACAGUUCCAGCGUUGUCACCAUCGACGCCCAUGCCCCACAUCAUCCCGUGGUACAUUUAUCUUCUGGGAAUGGGCCUUGGGAAUGGAAGGCUACCCAUAAAACAUCAGAUGGCCAAGACACUUAUGAGCUCAAUGAGAUGGGCAAAGAUUACCGUGGGUUCCGCCCGGCCAAGAGCGCUGGUGUGUCGCCUGGCUCGUCUGUCAGUGACAUCGAACAGGACGAGCCACGCUACGGCAGCGUGGCCACCAUCAAUGUGGCAGCAGGCGUAGGGGGAGGCAUGGCAGUGGUUUCAGCAGAGACUAGCCCCGCGGAAAAUAUGCUCGGGGCUGCCAGCCGAGAGUCAACACUACGGAGGAAGCCAACCAGCCUGACGGUGGGAGAGAAGGACGGGCAAAUGGAGGAGACUGAAAACUUCUAUAAGAAGAUGCAAGCCAACCGGAGAUUUAAGGAAUAGCCUUAAGCUCCCUCCUGUGCCAAAAUGGGAUGGAAAGUAUUUUUUUUUCUUUCUUCAAACAGGAAAUUAAUUUAGGAUGGUGGCUGUUCAUGACGACCACCUUCAAAAACGAAAGAAAUCAGCUUCCCAAAAAUUGUACAGUGGGUUGGAUCCAAUGUCAACAUUUGUGAAAUUACAGAAAUCUCCUAGAUGGAGCAAACUUCUGGGACAAUGUUGUGUUUUAACCAAGAAAUUGCCCACCCCUUUUCUGGAUUAUCAUAACUUCCUCU
Molecule: messenger RNA, 2396 nt
Organism: Rhineura floridana
Lineage: Eukaryota; Metazoa; Chordata; Lepidosauria; Squamata; Rhineuridae
Gene: PLPPR3
Product: phospholipid phosphatase related 3
Exons: 7
Coding region: 1-2127 (708 amino acids)
Biological process (GO): phospholipid dephosphorylation; phospholipid metabolic process; signal transduction
Molecular function (GO): phosphatidate phosphatase activity
Source: RefSeq, a predicted model, not a curated record